CUGACAUCAUUGAUUUUAUUUAAAUUCGAUUUAAAUAUUUCCCGAAAAAUUCAAUUAGAAUCGAUGACAGGGGCGGCGGUAUUCGCAGGUUCUCACGCUCCGGUCACACUGCCACUUUAGUUCUCAUCGUCGCCGUCGUUUUUCCGAGUAUUCCGAGAUCCCGUUCCGUUUGUUAAUUAUUGUUUUUAAUUCGACAAGGUGUGUUUUUUAUUGAGCGAGCCCCAGCCCAGGAUCGGCAGUUAGGGCGUGCGCGGUAGCCAAUUCUUUAUCGGGGCGGCUGAGAGUAGUGAAUCAGAAGCGAAAAGCCGUGUGAAAAGAUGUACGUGAUGAUUUUCCGCUCAUAUAGUGGAUAAAGUAAAGGCGAGCCUACACACACCUGCGCAUACAUUUACGGCCCAAGAUAUAUCCAUAAUUCGAGCGAAAUUAUAGUGACAAGGCGGCGUCCCAGAGUGUCUCUGUGUGUGUGUUAAGUUUCUUCGCGAACCACAAUGUCGGCACGUUCCAGCGGCUCAGUGGCCGCUGUAGCCGCCGCCUCCUCCUCGGCAUCCGGUGGGGGCGAUGUGCCGCGUCCACCGCCCCGCAGGCGGGCCGCCUCGGUUGCAGGACAACAGCAGACGCGCAUGGAAUUUGGAAACGGACACACGCCACGUCGAUCGCUGGCAGCGGUGAACGACUCUGGAGACUCGUGUCACCUGCGUAUCGUCGUCCUCAGUGGCCAGUCGCUGGCCAAGAAGGACAUUUUCGGUGCCAGCGACCCGUAUGUCAGAAUCGAUUUGAACACAAUCAAUGGUGAUAUUAAUAUUGACUCUGUGUUGACGAAAACCAAAAAGAAGACUUUGAAUCCAAUUUGGAAUGAGGAGUUUAUAUUCAGAGUUAAGCCCUCUGAGCAUAAGCUUGUCUUUCAAGUAUUUGACGAGAAUCGCCUGACACGCGACGACUUCCUGGGCAUGGUCGAGCUGACCCUGGUUAACCUGCCCACCGAGCAGGAGGGUCGCACCAUCGGCGAACAAAGCUACACUCUGCGCCCGCGCAGGUCAGUAGGCGCCAAAUCCCGCAUCAAGGGCACCCUGCGGAUCUAUCACGCCUUCAUCCGAGAGACCCGGGAACAGAGCGAACCCUCCAGCGGCAACAGCGAUGGCGAGUGGGAGCACGUGGAGGCCAACUCGUCUGGCGAAACCUCCGCCCAGCCGCAUCCGUUCGCAAGUGGCGGUCAUGAUUCCCUGCCGGCUGGCUGGGAGGAGCGGCAGGAUGCCAAUGGACGCACUUACUAUGUGAAUCACACGGCAAGGACAACGCAGUGGGAGCGACCGACAGUUUUAAACAACACCAACCAGAACCACGCGGCAGACCAACUGGCCUCGGACUUCCAGAGACGUUUCCACAUCAGUGUGGAUGAAACGGAGUCGGGACGAUCGGCGGACACCAUCAGUCGUAGUAGUCUAGAGGACAAUAACAAUGCCACAACACCGACACCCACACCAGCAGCCACCACACCCACAGACAACAAUCCAACAGGAACAAUCUCAGAACCCAUAACACCGACACCACCGGCAGACUUCCAUGGAAUCCCCCUCGACCUCAUCAAUUCCAAUGGUGGCCCAGAGCCAGAACCAGAUCCCGAUCCAGCUGUGGACAAUGCCAGUUUUGUUUACAAUUCUCUGCGACAUCGUGUCGCCGUUAGGCAGCCCGAAAUCUCAGCGACCAGCCUGCAGAACGAUCUCCGGCCGGUGCGCCUGGCGCCCGGCGUUCCAGACAUAGCCCUGACCAACGUGUUGAUGCGACGAGCGGCGGGCAACAUGACGGGAAGACAGCAGCAGCGACGACGACAGCAGAUGCACCAGCACAUCCAGCAGCAUCAGCAGCGACAGCAGCAGCAGCAGCAGGCUAGAAUAUUGCUCGAUGUUGAUCAUCGCCAGCAGCAGCAGCAGCGGCAGGAGAUGCAGCCACCACUGCGGAGACACCAGCAGCUGCAGCUGCACCUGUAUCUGCAACAUCAACAAUUGAAUGAAGACACCGAUCACACAGACAGCCACAAUCCCUCCGAGAUCUCAGCUCCGUCCACCCGACGCAAUUCCGAGGAAGACAACGCGGCUGUGCCUCCCAUGGAACAAACCGCUGCCGGCGAGGAAGAGGCACUGCCGCCCCGCUGGUCCAUGCAGGUGGCUCCCAAUGGCCGGACAUUCUUCAUCGAUCAUGCUGCCCGUCGUACCACCUGGAUAGAUCCCCGGAACGGACGGGCCAGCCCAAUGCCAAACCAGACCAGACGCGUAGAAGAUGAUCUAGGACCUUUGCCCGAGGGCUGGGAGGAGCGGGUGCACACCGAUGGACGUGUAUUCUACAUAGAUCAUAACACACGCACCACUCAGUGGGAGGACCCACGCCUCUCCAAUCCAAAUAUUGCUGGCCAGGCGGUGCCCUAUUCCAGAGACUACAAGCAGAAAUACGAGUAUUUCAAGAGUCAUAUUAGAAAGCCUACCAACGUACCAAAUAAAUUUGAAAUACGUAUCCGCCGUACAUCAAUCCUGGAGGAUUCCUACCGAAUCAUUAGUUCGGUGACAAAGACCGAUUUGCUAAAGACUAAAUUAUGGGUAGAGUUUGAGGGAGAGACUGGAUUAGAUUAUGGUGGCCUUGCUAGGGAGUGGUUCUAUUUGCUGUCGAAGGAAAUGUUCAAUCCGUACUACGGUCUCUUCGAGUACUCCGCCAUGGAUAACUACACUCUGCAGAUCAACAACGGCAGUGGCUUGUGCAAUGAGGAGCAUUUAAGUUACUUCAAAUUCAUUGGACGCAUUGCCGGUAUGGCUGUGUACCAUGGCAAGCUGCUAGAUGCCUUCUUCAUUCGUCCAUUCUACAAGAUGAUGCUGCAAAAGCCCAUCGACCUGAAGGACAUGGAGUCCGUGGACACCGAGUACUACAACUCAUUGAUGUGGAUUAAGGAGAACGAUCCCCGAAUCCUGGAGCUUACCUUCUGCCUGGACGAGGACGUGUUUGGCCAGAAGAGUCAGCAUGAACUGAAGCCGGGAGGCGCCAACAUCGAUGUUACCAAUGAGAACAAGGACGAAUACAUCAAACUCGUUAUCGAAUGGCGUUUCGUGGCGCGCGUCAAGGAGCAGAUGUCCGUGUUCCUGGACGGCUUUGGCUCGAUCAUCCCCCUGAAUCUGAUCAAGAUCUUCGACGAGCACGAGCUGGAGCUGCUGAUGUGCGGCAUUCAGAACAUCGAUGUGCGGGACUGGCGCGAGAACACGCUCUACAAGGGCGACUACCACAUGAACCACAUCAUCAUCCAGUGGUUCUGGCGAGCAGUGCUCUCCUUUUCGAACGAAAUGCGUUCGCGACUGCUGCAGUUUGUCACCGGAACGUCGCGAGUGCCCAUGAAUGGUUUCAAGGAGCUGUACGGUUCCAAUGGCCCCCAAAUGUUCACCAUCGAGAAGUGGGGCACACCCAACAACUAUCCAAGGGCGCACACCUGCUUUAAUCGCUUGGACUUGCCGCCCUACGAGGGCUACCUGCAGCUGAAGGACAAGCUCAUCAAGGCCAUUGAGGGCAGCCAAGGGUUCGCUGGUGUUGAUUAAUAACACCGGCACCGGGAGCGACAAUACGGGCGACAAUGAAUGGCUUUGGCUCGUUGUGCAGCAGCAAUUUCUGCAGCACCAGCAAGAGGAGCAGCAACAGCAACAGCAACAACAACAACAGCAACAACAACAACGACUCCAAACAUCACAACAACGACAAUUUCAGCAGCAGCCACGAAAUGAACAGCAUCGGAUGAACCGCAAUUUCAUUUCAACCACUUGGAACAGCACCGCCAGCCAAUCGUGUACUUAUUUGUUCGUUUGCUUUUGUAUUAUAAUCAUUUUUGCUAGUUUAGUGUUAUUUCGUAUGUAUUUUAACUAGGCGCCAAACAAAACUCAAACACAACAUACACACAACAAACACAACAUACACCAAGUAAACGCAUCGAAAAACUGAAAAAAAAGAAAUCUGAAACGGAUAAAAAUGAGAUAAAAUCCAAAUAUCUAAUGCUGCGCAUGGUGAACCACAAGAACCUAACAAAGAGUCCAAAUUAUAUAUAAAUAUAUUUAUUACUACAUUGCCGACAAUUGUAAAAAGUUGAAAACGUUUUACAAACUAAGUGAGAGAAACCCUAACUAACUAUUAAAUCUAUAGAGUCAACAACAAAAAAAAAAAAUAUAUAUAUAUCUUUUAUCUAUAUGCAGAGAACCUUUUUAUAAUUGUUAUUUUUAUGCGCUAUUCCUCUAAACGUGCCCCGCCUCCUCCAAUACCUAAGAAGGGCGGGAGAACAAAAAUUUGAUAUCUAAAAAAAAAUAUAAAUGCAAGUUAAUAUUUGUAAAAUCUGAUAAACGGAUAUUUUUAAAGAAAAAUUAAAUUUUUUAUUCUGUGUAAUUGUAUGUGUAUUCAAAAUAAUUAUAAUGUUAGUCCAUAAAAGUCGCUCUUUACUAUUUAAUAAAAAGACAAAAAACAAUUAAAUUAAUUAUGAAAAUGGAAUGAAAUCAAAAAGAAACUAAAUCGAAAAAUGAUUGAAAUUAAUGUAUAUUGUAUAAAUGUUAAUUAUAUACACCCACACACAUUCCAAAUGUUUAUGGCGAAAGAGUAACUCUGCAAAUUGGAGGCCUAAAUAAUAAUAUGAUUAUUGAUCUGUAGGAAGUCUAUCUAAAUUAAAUUUUAAAGUCAGAUUGCGAAGACUGGAACGUCUGUUUCAAGGUCAGAGAGCGACUUGAAGAGUAAUGAUUACCAAUAAAGAAGGUUACGUUUUAAGUGAUUUAAACUAA
Drosophila ananassae is the source of this 4787-nucleotide messenger RNA. It is a transcript of the gene Nedd4, whose product is annotated as E3 ubiquitin-protein ligase Nedd-4. The transcript is spliced from 20 exons. The coding region runs from base 489 to 3569 and encodes 1026 amino acids. Gene Ontology annotation, biological process: regulation of dendrite morphogenesis; ubiquitin-dependent protein catabolic process. Gene Ontology annotation, molecular function: sodium channel inhibitor activity; ubiquitin protein ligase activity; protein binding. The record is from RefSeq and is a predicted model, not a curated record. Lineage: Eukaryota; Metazoa; Arthropoda; Insecta; Diptera; Drosophilidae.